CAAAUCUUCUUCUUUUUGGUUGCUAGAUGGAUUUGUGCGUAGUCUCUCGUCGGUUGUAGUAAAAGCACUCAAGUUUGUGUGUUUGACCAAAAUAAAAAAAAAUCAGCCCACAGGUGAAAGUUCACUUUACAAGUAAUAAAAAAAAAAAAAAAAUGUCACAGUCAAAAGCACCAAAACCAAAGCAAGAAUCAGGCUUCCUUACCAAAGCCUACCUCUUCGGUUACAAUGCAACUCAAGUUGUCGGCUGGAGUUACAUCCUUUACCAACUAGCUCACUACUACUUUAUUGCUGGACCCGAAUUCAGAGCCUCCAUUACUCUCUGGGAUUACACUAAACUAGCUGUAAUCAUAUUCCAGAAUGCAGCUGCUGUCGAAAUAGUCAAUGCCGCUUUGGGCUUGGUCAAAAGUAAUCCUGUGAUUACAACAUUUCAGGUUCUUAGUCGAAUGAUGGUUGUCAUUGGUGUGGUUAUGGCCACUCCAACUGGAAAAGUCUCUCCCGGCCUGCCAAUUGCACUCUUUGCCUGGGCUGUAACCGAAAUCAUUCGAUAUGGUUACUAUGCUUUGAAUAUUGUCAAACUUGUGCCUCACAUUGUUGUUUGGCUGCGUUAUACAACUUUCAUUGGUUUGUACCCAAUCGGAGUGACUGGUGAAUUAUUGUGCUUCUGGUGGGCACAAAGUUACGCUCGCUCGAAUAAAAUCUGGUCAACAGAAAUGCCAAAUAGUUGGAAUGCUACAUUUUCUUAUUUCUAUUUCCUGUGGAUCGUAAUGCUUUUGUAUAUUCCACUUUUCCCUCAAAUGUAUUUGCAUAUGUUUGCACAGAGGAAGAAGAUUCUAGGCGGCGGUGGAAGCAGCAGUUCCAGCAGUUCAGCGAAAGCAAAAUCGAAGAAGACUCAUUAAUUCAAUAAAUUAACAUGAAUUAAAAAAAAAAAAGUAGAGGGUUCUCUACUAUUUCUAGCAUUUUUAAGUAGACUUGUUUGUAUUUUUUUUUCUUUAUUUUGUAAUUUGAAUAAAUAAAACGUACAAAGGUGUGACUUGUUGGUAUGAGAA
Molecule: messenger RNA, 1046 nt
Organism: Episyrphus balteatus (marmalade hoverfly)
Lineage: Eukaryota; Metazoa; Arthropoda; Insecta; Diptera; Syrphidae
Gene: Hacd1
Product: very-long-chain (3R)-3-hydroxyacyl-CoA dehydratase hpo-8
Exons: 1
Coding region: 153-896 (247 amino acids)
Biological process (GO): fatty acid elongation; sphingolipid biosynthetic process; very long-chain fatty acid biosynthetic process
Cellular component (GO): endoplasmic reticulum membrane
Molecular function (GO): 3-hydroxyacyl-CoA dehydratase activity
Source: RefSeq, a predicted model, not a curated record